Molecule: messenger RNA, 5668 nt
Organism: Bacillus rossius redtenbacheri
Lineage: Eukaryota; Metazoa; Arthropoda; Insecta; Phasmatodea; Bacillidae
Product: ATP-dependent helicase brm-like
Exons: 27
Coding region: 147-4757 (1536 amino acids)
Biological process (GO): positive regulation of transcription by RNA polymerase II
Cellular component (GO): nucleus
Molecular function (GO): histone binding; ATP-dependent chromatin remodeler activity; transcription factor binding
Source: RefSeq, a predicted model, not a curated record
UUUUUUUUUGCAAUGACGUCUUUGGUGUUGUAGUUUUCGUUGUUUGUUUUGUUGAAACGUCAUUAGUUUUGGGUACAGUGGAACACGUGCUGUUUAUGGAAGAUUCUACGUUAACAUCGUGGUGAUAAACAGGCGAGGCUCGCAGCAUGGAGCCGUUGCAUGGCCUGGCAGUGCGGCCAGACACGCCAGCCAUGACGCCUGCCCAUCUUCCCCACUCGCCCUUGCCCGUGGCGGGGUCAAGCCAGCCGGACCUGCUGAUGGCUUGCUCUCCACGCGACAUGAAGUCUCCCGCGCCGGCCGCCAGCCCGGGAAGGCAGUCGCCUGCUCACUUUGGUUACCAGCCCUCCAACAACACAGCUUUGUUCCAGAACCACGGGCAAGAUGCUUCGGACGGACUGCAGCGAGCUAUAGCAACAAUGGAGGAAAGGGGGUUGCAGAAGGACCCACGUUAUGGACAGUUGCUCACGCUGCAGUCACGACAUGCUAAUGCAAGAUGUAUUAACUUUGUUCCUGCACCAGGGCCAACCCAACAUCCAAACCAGGUGCAGAGAUCGUUGCCCGAGUUGGACGUGCGUAACAUAUUCACCAUGCACCAGCUUCACCAGCUCAGGAUGCAGAUAAUGGCUUACCGUCUGCUUGCUCGUAACCAGACCCUUGGCAAUGAUUUGGCCCUGGCUAUACAAGGGAAAAACACCAGAAUGCCAGUGGUUGAUCAGAACAGCAUGAGCACUACAGUGCAGCCAAUGCGAGCGACGGCAGCAGCGACGGGAACAGCGGGGGCUGGGGUGGCAGGACCGCCACGGGCCCUCACGCCCCCUCACGGCACAGUGGCACAUCCGGGCCUGACCUCCCAGAUGCCAGCGCGCACAUCCACUCCCGUGCCAAGCAGCAGUGGCCACGCAGCACAGCCGGUCGCCCGGCCCGGGCCACACCAGGGUCCCUCGCAGCCGGUCAAACAGAGCAGAGUGACACCCGUCGCCAAGCCCGUCGGUCUGGAUCCCGUGCUUAUACUGCAGGAGCGAGAGAACAGGCUAGCCGCACGUAUUGCACACAGGAUUGAGGAGCUAAAUAACCUACCGGCAGGCAUGGCUGACGAUGUUAGAAUGAAAGCCGAAAUUGAACUCAGAGCUCUGCGCUUACUAAAUUUUCAGAAGCAACUAAGGGUUGAGGUGGUUUCUUGCACAAGAAGGGACACAACGCUAGAAACUGCUUGCCACAUCAAGACAUAUCGACGAACAAAACGCCAAGGUUUGCGAGAGGCUCGAGCUACUGAGAAGCUGGAGAAACAACAGAAAAUGGAGGCUGAACGAAAGAGAAGGCAAAAACAUCAAGAAUAUAUUACGGCAGUGCUGCAACAUGGGAAAGAUUUGAAGGAAUACCAUCGCAACAAUGUUGCCAAGGUACAGCGCCUGAACAGAGCUGUGCUCAACUACCAUUCAAAUGCAGAGCGCGAGCAGAAAAAGGAACAGGAGCGCAUAGAGAAAGAACGCAUGAGGAGGCUCAUGGCUGAAGAUGAAGAAGGCUACAGGAAGCUGAUUGACCAGAAGAAGGACAAGCGACUAGCAUUCCUGUUGUCACAGACGGACGAGUACAUAUGCAAUCUAACAGAAAUGGUAAAGCAACAUAAACUGGAGCAGAGAAGGAAACAGCGUGAGAUCAAGAAACGAAAAAAAAAGCGUCUAAAGAAAUCUGAAGAUGGAGAAACAAUUGAAGGCUUAAAUGAUGAAAGCUCUCAAAUGUCUGAUGUUCGUGUCACUGUUAUUGAAACAGCCUCAGGGAACAUGCUGCAUGGAGAUGAUGCCCCGCUAGCUAGCCAGCUGCAGGCCUGGCUAGAGAUGCACCCUGGCUGGGAGGCUGCUCCUCGUGAGGAUGACUAUGAUGACGUGGAUGACGAGGACUUUUCUGAUGAGUACACUGAUGAUGACAUGCUGGAUGAGAAUGAGUACCAUGACAAGAAGAAUCAAGGUUUCUCAAAAAUGAACUUGACGGAAGAAGAAAAAACCAAAGUGGUAAUUCAGAAAGCAAAAGUGGAAGAUGAUGAAUACAAAAACUACACAGAGGAGCAGACAUACUACAGUAUUGCUCACACAAUCACAGAGAAGGUGACCGAACAGUCUGCAAUCAUGGUGAACGGAAAACUCAAGGAGUAUCAGAUCAGGGGUUUGGAAUGGCUGGUAUCUCUGUACAACAACAACCUAAAUGGAAUUCUAGCUGACGAGAUGGGCUUGGGUAAGACCAUCCAGACUAUUGCUCUCAUAACGUAUUUAAUGGAAAAGAAGAGGGUGAAUGGACCAUUUAUCAUCAUCGUGCCUUUGUCAACACUGUCCAAUUGGGUGUUAGAGUUUGAAAAGUGGGCACCGUCUGUGAUCGUCGUGGCCUACAAAGGAUCGCCGACCAUGAGACGAACCAUUCAGAGUCAGAUGAGAGCCACUAAGUUCAAUGUUCUGCUCACCACCUACGAGUACAUCAUCAAGGACAAAGCUGUGCUGGCUAAGCUUCGCUGGAAGUUCAUGAUCAUCGACGAAGGUCACCGCAUGAAGAACCACCACUGCAAGCUGACUCAAGUGUUGAACACGCACUACCUGGCUCCUCACCGUCUGUUGCUGACCGGCACUCCGCUGCAGAACAAGCUGCCUGAGCUGUGGGCUCUUCUCAACUUCCUGCUCCCAGCCAUAUUCAAGUCUGUGAGCACGUUCGAGCAGUGGUUUAAUGCACCGUUUGCUACCACUGGAGAGAAGGUGGAGUUGAAUGAAGAGGAAACUAUUCUCAUUAUACGACGGUUGCAUAAAGUUCUUCGCCCGUUCUUGCUUCGUCGUUUAAAGAAGGAAGUGGAAUCCCAGCUUCCUGAUAAAGUUGAAUACAUAAUCAAGUGUGAUAUGUCAGGUUUGCAGAGGGUGUUGUACAGUCACAUGCAAAGCAAAGGUGUGUUACUCACCGAUGGGUCAGAAAAAGGCAAGCAAGGCAAGGGUGGAGCCAAAGCAUUAAUGAACACCAUCAUGCAGCUGAGAAAACUAUGCAACCACCCAUUCAUGUUCCAGCACAUCGAGAAGGCAUAUUGCGAACACGUGGGAAUGCAAGGCAAUGUCGUCAUAGGUCCUGACCUGUUCCGUGCAUCUGGAAAAUUUGAAUUGCUGGAUCGCAUCCUCCCGAAGCUGAAGGCAACGAACCAUCGCGUGCUCCUGUUCUGUCAGAUGACUCAGCUGAUGACCAUCAUGGAGGAUUACUUGAACUGGAGGGGCUUCCUGUACCUACGUCUGGACGGCACCACGAGAGCAGAGGACCGCGGAGAACUGCUCCGCAAGUUCAACAGUCCUGACUCUGAGUUCUUUGUGUUCCUGCUCAGCACCCGGGCCGGGGGUCUGGGCCUUAACCUUCAGUCCGCCGACACUGUCGUCAUUUUCGACUCUGACUGGAACCCUCAUCAGGAUCUUCAAGCUCAGGACAGAGCCCAUCGCAUUGGUCAGAAGAAUGAAGUGCGUGUGCUUCGCCUGAUGACGGUCAACUCUGUUGAGGAGAGGAUUUUAGCUGCCGCUCGCUACAAGUUGAACAUGGAUGAGAAAGUUAUCCAGGCUGGAAUGUUUGAUCAGAAGUCGACUGGUUCAGAAAGACAGCAGUUUCUGAAGACGAUCCUACAUCAAGACGAAGGAGAUGAUGAGGAAGAAAAUGAAGUGCCUGAUGAUGAAACUGUGAACCAAAUGAUUGCCAGGAGUGAGACAGAAUUUGAAUUGUUUCAAAAAAUGGAUUUGGAGCGGCGGGAACAAGAGCAGGCUGGUCGACCUCGUCUCAUGGGUGAUGAAGAGCUUCCUACGUGGCUCCUUAAAGAAGAUGAAGAGGUUGAGAAAUGGGCGGGUGAAGAGGAAGAGACUGAGCGGUAUUUGGGACGCGGUUCUCGCCAGCGCAAGGAAGUUGACUACUCAGACAGCUUGACCGAAAAAGAGUGGCUAAAGGCAAUUGAUGACAGCAUAGAAGAUGAAGAAGAGGAGGAAGAAGAGUUUGAUGAUGAGCACAAGUAUUCUAAAAAAAAAACACAGAGCAAACGCAAAAGAAAAGAUGACGAAGAUGUAGUCGCAGUUUUAGAGACAUCAAGGAAGCGUAGAGGUCGCCCACCUGUGGACAAAGUACCAGUCUUGCCCUCUCGCAAAACCAAGAAACUUAUGAAGAAGCUCAUCAACACUGCUAUCAAGCACACAGAUAGUGAAGGACGAAUCCUGAGUGAUCCAUUCAUGAAACUUCCAUCCAGGCGGGAAUUGCCAGACUAUUACGAAGUUAUCAAAAAACCAAUGGACUUUAAGAAAAUUCUCCAGAAAAUAGAUGAAAACAAGUACAACACCGUUGAUGAUCUGGAGAGGGACUUCAUGCAGAUGUGCCGCAACGCCCAGAAGUACAACAAGGAAACAUCAUUGAUUCAUCAGGACUCGAUCCAGUUGAAGCAAGUGUUUGUGAGCAGCCGGGCCGAGCAGGAGCAGGAGUUGGCAGCAUGCCAGGACGCUGAGCCCGAGAUUGAUGAGGAAGAGAUGGACGACUGUCAAGUGGAAGGUGAUGUAGAUGAAGAAGUGCAGUCCGAUGAAGCAGAGUCGAUGAAAGUGAGGAUUAAGCUGAGUCGCAAGGCCGUGAGUGGCUGCAGCAGUGGCAGUACCACAGUUCGGCGCAGCACCAAGCGCUUGUCGAGGCGAGCCCCUAAGAAAGAGGAGUGUCAAAACAAGGAGCUCAGUGAAGAUAGAAGCAUUCCUCUCCAGCAAAAAGUAACAUUGAUGUAGUCAAGAAUCUUUCCCAUUUAAGAAAGAACAGUAAUUGUAAUAUUUUGUAAGCAUGAAAUUCAUGGAAAAAUUGUUAUUUGUUGAGCAGUUUCUUUAUUACAUCUAUGUUUGUUGUUUGGUAUUGAAAACCAACUUUCCAAAUGAUAUUUAAUGACAUUAUUCCAUUUUUUUUCUUAUCAAGUUCUGAAAGCAUAAAAACUAUUUUUUUCCUCUAAACUAUAUCUGCUAUGAGAACCUGAGAACCCGGUGAAAUAUUAUUUGUGUGAUGUUUUUGAUAAAAUGUAGAAGAUUUUAUAAAAAUUUGUAAGUAAGAAUAUUUUUACAAUGUACCGGUACUUAAAUUACCUGAGCAUUUGUGUUGGAUGAAUUUUGUUGUAUAUCUGUAACUGCGGACUCUUUGAUAAAAUCAAGGUAUGAAAUUUUCUCAUGUAGUUUAUAUUAUUUUUGUGUUACAAACAUUUGUCAUGUUCUAAGGUUGGACUUUUAGUAUUAUUUUCUGAAGUGAAACCUUACUAAUGACAAGAGAUGUGCUUUUGUGUUUUUAUUUUUUGGCACAAAUUGGUGUUAUAUUCAGCUUAAAGUGGUGUUUUUUUUUUUUUUUAAAGCUAAAAGUGGUAUUUUUUCCUAACAAUUUUGCACAUUUACAUCCAUUUUUACCCAAAAAUUGACUUUUUCAUUUUUUAAGAUAAUCAGUGGCACUACAGCUUGUUACUAGUAUCAGUAUUAUAAAGUAAUGCACUGCUCAACAAAAUGAUAUAUGCAUAUACUUUAUUCUAAUAAAAAUGGUAUAACUGUACCUUAUGCUAAGGAAAGCAAAAUGUUGAGCUUUCUAAGAUUUUACUUGGUAGUAAGCUAAUUAUUGCAGCUGUGUGAGAAGGAAACAAAUAGGUUAUAAAGCUUAUUUUAAAGAU